Molecule: messenger RNA, 1020 nt
Organism: Tribolium castaneum (red flour beetle)
Lineage: Eukaryota; Metazoa; Arthropoda; Insecta; Coleoptera; Tenebrionidae
Product: retinol dehydrogenase 12
Exons: 4
Coding region: 33-992 (319 amino acids)
Source: RefSeq, a predicted model, not a curated record
UAAUUUCAAAUAGUAAAACAUUUUUUGCCAACAUGUUGGUCACAAUAAUUGUGCUGUUUUUGGUUUCCCUGGCGAUUUUUGCCCGCCUUACGCGAGGAAUAACCAAAAGUUCGACUUGUCUGAUCGGAAAAACGGCUAUUAUUACAGGGGCUAAUUCAGGUGUGGGCUAUCAAACUGCUCUGAACUUGGCUUCAAGGGGCUGUAGAGUGAUUAUGGCCGAUGUGGCAAAUUUGGAAAAAUCAAAAAAUGACGUAAUCAAACAUACAAAUAAUUCGAACAUAAUUGCGAAAAAACUGGACUUGGGUUCGUUGGAAUCAAUCCGAGAGUUUGCAAACGAGAUUAAAAGGAAUGAGACCCGAUUAGACAUUCUUGUAAAUAAUGCUGGGAUUGGUAGUUGUAGUUCGGCCACAAUUGAUGGUUUAAACGCCGUCAUGCAAGUGAAUUAUUUUGGGCAUUUUUUGUUAACGCAUUUAUUGAUUGACUUGUUGAAAAAAUCAAGCCCGGCUAGAAUCAUAUUCACGAGCUCAAUUUUAUCAUUUUUCAAUAACUUGACUGUUGGAAAUUUAAACCCGGGCUUGGACACUCCUCAAAGUUUCCGAAACCAACUCCAAAUCUACAAUAAUUCCAAAUUUGCGCUCACCGUAGCGUCGGGAAUUUUUGCCAAAAAAUUACAAACUGCUGCAGUGACUUCUAACUGUGUCCACCCUGGACUAGUCUCAACUUAUAUUAAUUUAAGCCUUCUAGAUGAGACUAACAUUUUUGUGAAAAUCGUGGUUAAAUUGUUAUUUUUCAUGUUUGCAAAGGACUCUUGGACUGGUUCUCAAAGUAUAGUUCACGUCGCAGUUUCGCAAAAAUUGGAGCACGUGACUGGGGGUUUUUUCGUCGAUUGUUUACAAUUUUGGGCACCUGGGGGACGCGAGGAUGAGUUUGAGGAGAUUUGGAGGGCGAGUGAGGAAUUUGUCAAGCUGGGUCCAGAGGAAAAACUAAGUUAAUGUAUUUUUUUCUGAAUAAAAUAAAAGU